AUGACGUAUCCUUCUAAUGUUUUUGUUAGCCUCCUGUUGCAUAAAGUGGUACCAUCAACUGAAUAUUUACAUACAGUUAACGAUGGUGGGAGGAAUUACACAGUCUGCAUGUUAGAGAAAAAAUGUGUUUGUGGAAGGUUUCAAGUUGAUGAAUUGCCAUGCCCACAUGCUUGGGCUGUAUUGAAGAGCAAGUUUCUAAUGCCAGAAGAAUAUUGCUCUAACUAUUACAAACCAAAUACAAUUGUAAUGACAUACGAUGUGCCAGUGUACCCGCUACCGGACAGAAAUGACUGGAAUAUACCAGAUUAUGUUGCAGAGGAGGUUGUACUACCACCCAAAUGGAAAAGACCUCCUGGAAGGCCAAAGAAGAAGCGCGAUAAAACUUUAAGUGAGUUGUUGCAGCCGAAAAAUCAACAUUCAUGUAGCAUAUGUGGGCAGGGAGGACAUAACAAGCGAGCGUGUAGAAAUGCUCCACGUAAUAAAUAG
This is a messenger RNA of Nicotiana attenuata, 486 nucleotides long. RefSeq lists its product as uncharacterized. NCBI's taxonomy places the organism in Eukaryota, Viridiplantae, Streptophyta, Magnoliopsida, Solanales, Solanaceae. The record is from RefSeq and is a predicted model, not a curated record. Gene Ontology annotation, molecular function: zinc ion binding. Bases 1 to 486 code for a protein of 161 amino acids. The transcript has 2 exons.